AAUAAAGUCGUCCUCCGGUCCUGCCGGCUUCGGUGGAUCGGACGGUCGGAGGUGGAGCAUCGGAGGGUCGUGCCUUCCUCGUAACAAACCCGGCCUACGGGAACCGUUUCUGCCCGGACCAUUGGAAGAUUCGGAAUUGAACAGUUCUUUUUCUUUAAGAAUUCUGCAUAUCUAUACAACCCGUAACUGAGCAACCAGGAUCUGGAAAAACUCUCCAAACACUAACCACCAAUUCUGCGUCUGGCGAGUCCCCCAAACGCCACUAAUUCCACAUUUGGUGAAAGUCCCAAAGCACCAAUUGUCAGAUUGGCUGUCUUAGGAUAUCGAUAUAACCUCUAUUUUCCCCCACUCGAAGGCCAAACCUACAUUCACAUCGAGUCUUGCGCCUGCACUACUCAAAAUGUCGGCCGCGCAAGAUGUGGAGGCGGCGGCAGGUUCGACGCCCACCACAGAUGGGGAGGUAGAGUCAGGCCAAGCAAGAGAUCCCAAUGAUUCGGAAAAGGCGAUUGUUCCCGAGAAAGACCCGUACACAGUGGACUGGAACGGCCCCGAUGACCCUGGAAACCCGCGAAAUUGGAAGAAGUCCUUCAGAAUACUUCAAAUCAUUCUGAUCAGCUAUUUCACCCUGAACAUGAACUUGGCAGCGACCAUGUUCUCCCCCGGCGUCCCGCAGCUGGUCGAAGAGUUUCAUGUCACCAACUCCUACAUUGAGACCAUGUCACUCACGAUAUACGUCUUGGGUUUCGCCACCGGAAUUAUCAUUGCCCCGCUGUCUGAGCUGUACGGCCGUCUGCCUCUUUAUCAUCUUUCGAACACCGUCUGGCUGGGCUUCACCCUCGGUUGUGCGUUCAGCACCAACAUUGCCAUGUUCUUGGUCUUCCGCUUCCUCGCCGGCUGUGCGGGUUCCGUACCCAUGACGUGCGGUGGUGGUACAAUUGCUGAUUUAAUCCCCCCAGAGCAUCGAGGAAAGUUUAUGGGAAUUUGGGGCCUCGGGCCUCUGAUCGGUCCAGUCAUCGGCCCUAUAAUUGGAGGUUUUAUGUCUCAGUCCAUUGGCUGGCGCUGGACCUUUCGAUUACUUGCUAUGCUAGGAGGCGUUGGCUUGAUCUUGGGCGUGGUCAUCUUGCGCGAAACCAGCGAGGCAAUCCUACUCAAACACAAAGCAGCGCGCCUCCGAAAAGAGACGGGUAAUGACGCCUACCAAGUCGCAGCCCGCGUCAACAAGGUCGGCAACAUGACACCGGGCCAAAUGCUUGUCCGCGCCCUCUUACGCCCGAGCAAAAUGCUUCUGUUCUCGCCUAUCGUGCUGUUACUCUCGCUCUACUGUGGUUUCGUCUUCGGUCUCAUCUUCUUCCUCUUCGACUCAUUCCCUCAGCUCUUUGGGGGCACCUACGGCUUCUCCCCCGGCCUCUCGGGUCUCGCAUACCUCGGCCUCGGCAUCGGCAUGCUAUCAAGCCUGAUUCUCUUUACCGUGCUUAGCGACAAGCAAAUGAAGCAGACUGAUGGCGUCUCGCGCCCCGAGAUACGCCUCAAGCUUAUGAUGUGGUUCUCGCCCGUUAUCUCGGCUGGCUUCUUCUGGUACGGCUGGUCUGCUGAGGCGCGCACACAUUGGAUUGUCCCCAUACUCGGAACGCUUUUCAUUGGCUUCGGUUCCUUCUUCGUCAUCCUCGUCACUCAAGUCUACUUGGUCGACGUCUUUGAUGCCAAGGCGGCCGCGUCGGCGCUCAGUGCUGCCCUCGUAAUGCGGAACCUCUUCGGCACGUUCCUGCCCUUCAGCGCUACCCCGCUGUAUGAUUCGCUUGGAUUGGGUUGGGGGAAUAGCCUACUGGGGUUCGUGUGUGUCGCCUUUGCACCCGUCCCAUUCCUCUUCUUCCGCUAUGGUGAGGCACUGAGGAAGCGAUUCCCGGUUGACUUGUAGAGAGUAGAGGGACCGUAUUGACUGUAGACGACGAGCUACGGUUUCUUCGGGGGGCGACGGCAUGAAAAUGGGCUAGAUAAUCUACAUAAGCCCUGGAGCUAAAGAGAUGUCUCCUGUUCGGGGGGAUAAAAUCUCAUCUGUGAAUAUUGACGUACCAAGGCUGCAUCCUGGGAGAUAUAAUCCCAAUGAAGCAUCAGCCUUGUAGUUUAGCUAUGUAUAGAAUGGAUGAAACCAAAAGACUAC
This is a messenger RNA of Pseudomassariella vexata, 2158 nucleotides long. Its product is annotated as major facilitator superfamily domain-containing protein. Lineage: Eukaryota; Fungi; Ascomycota; Sordariomycetes; Amphisphaeriales; Pseudomassariaceae. The record is from RefSeq and is a predicted model, not a curated record. Bases 401 to 1915 code for a protein of 504 amino acids. Gene Ontology annotation, molecular function: transmembrane transporter activity. Gene Ontology annotation, biological process: transmembrane transport. The transcript is spliced from 4 exons.